Molecule: messenger RNA, 684 nt
Organism: Zophobas morio
Lineage: Eukaryota; Metazoa; Arthropoda; Insecta; Coleoptera; Tenebrionidae
Product: cuticle protein LPCP-23-like
Exons: 2
Coding region: 30-611 (193 amino acids)
Source: RefSeq, a predicted model, not a curated record
UUGCAUCAAACCAAAACACUAAAACCACAAUGGCAUUCAAAUUCGUCGUCUUCGCCGCCGCCUUGGCUUGCGCCAACGCUGGACUCCUCGGCGCCCCUGUGGCCUACUCCGCCGCCCCCGCCGUCAGCACCGCCUACUUGCAGCACGCUGCCCCCGUCGUAGCCGCCGCCCCCGUGGCCUACGCCAGCCCCGCCAUCGGCGCCUCCCACCAGAGCGUCGUCCGCUCCCCAUUGGGCAACCAAGCCGUCUCCCAGUACACCAAAUCCGUAGACACCCCCUUCUCUAGCGUGCGCAAAUUCGACACCCGCAUCACCAACGACGGUUUCGCUGUCGCCGCCCACGCCGCUCCCGUCGUGUCCACCUACGCCGCCCACGCUCCAGUCGUCUCCACCUACGCCGCCCACGCUCCAGUCGUCUCCAGCUACGCCGCCCACGCUCCAAUCGUCUCUAGCUAUGCUGCCCAUGCCCCAGUAGUCUCCAGCUACGCCGCCCAUGCCCCAGUAGUCUCCGCCUACGCCGCCCACGCCCCCGUCGCCGCCGUCGGAUACUCGCCCUCCGCCGUUGUGUCUCAUGCUACCUUCAACGGUUUGGGAGCCUCCUACGCUUGGUAAAUGUGCACGUGGGAUGAGUAGGGAUGUUUGUACAGGUUGAAUUAUUUAUUGUUGAAUAAAGUAAUUUAAAUUA